Salmo salar (Atlantic salmon) is the source of this 4056-nucleotide messenger RNA. RefSeq lists its product as uncharacterized. NCBI's taxonomy places the organism in Eukaryota, Metazoa, Chordata, Actinopteri, Salmoniformes, Salmonidae. The record is from RefSeq and is a predicted model, not a curated record.
UGUGACAAAACUGCACAUUUUAGAGUGGCCUUUUAUUGUCCCCAACACAAGGUGCACCUGUGUAAUGAUCGUGCUGUUUAAUCAGCUUAUUGAUAUAACACACCUGUCAGCUUGAUAUAUUAUCUUGGCAAAGGAGAAAUGCUCAUUAACAGGGAUGUAAACAAAUGUGUGCACAAAAAUUGAGAAAAACAAGCGUUUUGUGCCUAUGGAACGGUUCUGCAAUAGAUCACGUGUCUUCAUGCGUCGUUUCCAUGGAGUUGUUUUUACACGCUUGUUGUUGAUUGGUCAAAGGAAAAAUGGCCGCAGAAUAAACAUUCGCAGCGAAUGUCUUAUGGUGUUUGUUAUUUAACCAAUGAAAAUACGUCCUUUUUACAAACGAAUGUCCAGGAAGUUUUUCGUUUUUGGAGGGGGUGAAAACAGCAAAUUUUGGGAUAUUCCUAAUAUUUUCUUCGAAAUUUACAGAAUACAUUUUUGGAAGCAAGCAAACAGUUCACUAUUUUGAAGUUUGCAUAAACAUUUGGUUCAGGUUUGUUAUUUCCAGAACAUUGUUGAACUCCUGACUGAGCCAACAUGGAUUCCUCUCCAGUACUGCGUCAGCAAUGUCAGAACACAAUCCUGAACGACCAUUCAAGUCUCAACAGAAUGACAGAAGACACCAAGCCAGGCUCCAAACACCUAUCUGUACCUCAUAGCCAUCCUUCCAAACACCCAUCUGUACCUCAUAGCCAUCCUUCCAAACACCCAUCUGUACCCCAUAGCCAUCCUUCCAAACACCCAUCUGUACCCCAUAGCCAUCCUUCCAAACACCCAUCUGUACCUCAUAGCCAUCCUUCCAAACACCCAUCUGUACCUCAUAGCCAUCCUUCCAAACACCCAUCUGUACCCCAUAGCCAUCCUUCCAAACACCCAUCUGUACCUCAUAGCCAUCCUUCCAAACACCCAUCUGUACCUCAUAGCCAUCCUUCCAAACACCCAUCUGUACCUCAUAGCCAUCCUUCCAAACACCCAUCUGUACCUCAUAGCCAUCCUUCCAAACACCCAUCUGUACCUCAUAGCCAUCCUUCCAGACUGGGGCCUGAGAACAAGAACCCAGCAGCAGACUCAGACAACGGUCCUAAACUCACUAUUAGACCGCUAGGCAUCAGCAGGCUGCCAGUGCUGGCCAAGUCCCUGCCCCUUAAAACUCCCUCUGACUUCACGCUGUCACACAAGAGAUGGGAGGACAACUCUCUAGCGGGUAAAGCCAAGAGGAUGAAACCAAACACCAAGCCUGUGCCUUUCAACUUCUUUAAUCUCAAGGCCAACCAAAUGGUGGCACAGAACCAACGGGGACAGCUGGCUGCUACUGCAAGGGCUGGUGCUCAACCAACCCAACCUAAAAGUACUUUUAGCACUGCUGCUCAUCUAAAAACAAGACCCACAACAACCACUGCCCAACUGCCCAGUAGCAUCCCAGCAACUCAUAACAAGGCCCAUUCAAAGUCAACAGUAGAGCUUGCUGCUCAACUCCCAACAUUUGUACUACACUUGGCAGCUAGAAAAGCAGUCCCAGGGCCUGGCGGCAUCCUGUCACAGCAAAAUGGAGAGUCGGGGAAGCCUCAUCAGACCCAGGCUCCCAGUGCUGCCACCUCCAUGUCUUUGUCUCAACAUCCAAAAGACUCUUCUUCAGAUAAUCUAUUGCACGUACCUGGAUUGGGACAACUUUCCAGACCUCCCAGUUCAUUUGCUCUCGACUCAGGUCUUUCGUCCAGUGCUUUCUCAUUUAGUAGUGCCUCCACUGCCUCGGCCCAGCCCGCUGCCCUCAGUACGGAAGCCUGUGGGGGGCAUUUUGACAUGCUCAGCCUGAAAGAUCCUUCCAUUCCUGGGCAGUUACCAAGUAGUAGCGCUGGGAGUGUGGAGGCUGCCUUCCACUCUGACCCCUCUGCCCUACGUAGUAUCGUCCAGAAUGAGGGAAUCAGUGCAGCCAGGGUUUUUAUGUCCAGCCGUCCCUCUACACAAGCCUAUAACAACAUGCCCCAGAGAGUGUCCAUCAUGAAGUAUGGUCCGAAGACAGUGCUCUCUGCUGGUCCUGUCAGGAAUGUGAAGUUGUCUCCGGCCCUGGGCAACAUCCUGCAAACUGAAGGGGUCAGCUACCCUCUGGAGCUGGAGAGAGUAUCUGUCAUGAAGAGUCACCAGACGACUGCAGGUCCCGUAAGGUCUGUUCAGUUCUCCCCUGAGCCUUCAUCCUUCAACAGCAUCCUGCAGGAUGAAGGGGUGAGCUACUCUCUCCAGCCCCAGAGAGUGUCUGUCCUGAAGAGUCACCAGAAGUCAGCAGCCUCUGCAGGUCCAGGACAGAGUGUUCAGUUGUUCCCAGAUGCUGCAGCCCUUGGCAGCAUCCUGCAGAAUGAAGAGGUGAAGGCUGGGAGACCCCUGGAAGCCACACCCCAGCGCAUCUCUGCCUGUCCAUCUGGCAGAGGCACCUCCAUUUACACUGCACAGCGAGUACCCAUCACAAAGUGGCACACUGAAGCACCUGGAGAACCCAUGGUGACUUCAGUCAGCCUGACCCCAGCCUUAAAGUGGACACCCCAGCGGGUCCCUGACACAAGGCAUCAGCCCAUGUCCAUGAGGAGGCUCCUGUCUGCCCAUCGGACCCCCUACGCAGGCUAUCCCAGACUCGGGGGCCUCCAGGGCCACAGCGGAGAUCUGGAGACACGCAAGGAGGAGGUUGUUCAGAGAUUGUUUAAGGAGACUGAGGAGGAAGAACGGACAGACGGUGUGGGGUUGGAUCAAGACCCUGCUGAGACGCGAGCAGACCAACAGCUGGCGAAGGAGGAGAAGCAAAGUAACACAGGAGGACGACUCCAGACUUUCUUCCAAGACCCACACAGAGAAUCAGUCAUUUUCUUCUCAACUGGCAAGAAGCUGCGCAGAGCAGCUCCAGCACACGAACAGGAGAGCCCUGUGGAUGGAUUUCUGGAGCGAGGUGGGCCCAUGGAGCAUUGUGCUGCAGGAGCACAGGAGGCAAUGGACCUCCUCCCUCUGCAUACAGAGUUAGGCAGAGCCUCUGCACCAGAGAUCCCUGAAGUCACAGCUGCAGCCACAGACCUGACCAGGUUUACCAACCUCUCAGCUUUUGGCCCCCUGAGCCAGCCCAGAGGUAGCAUUAUGUUCCCAAAGAGCGGUGCUCUGAGUUCAGCUACAGCAUUGCUCCGCCGGCGCCUCCCCCCUCUGAAGGAGCUACGUCUGGAUGAGGAGGUGGCCACCUACACCUCCUCCCCAGCCCUACCUCCCUCGUCAUCCUGGCCCCUGCAGACCCGCUGUGGAAACCCUGUAGGAGCAGCCCUGCAUCUCCAGAACUACACUUGUUUUCGGCCAAUUAUCCUGGACCCCUCAUCUACCUCUCCUCUCCGGGAGAGAUGACUGUUUCACUGUUAUUUUUUUAGUCUGGUCUAGUUUACUCAUAAGAAGAGACCCAUAAUGGAUUGUUAAGCUACGUCUUUAAGGAGUGUGUAUGUUUGUUUUCCAAACCCUGUUAUAGUGAGAUUUGCUGUCAUACUUACAAAAUAUCUAUUACUGCUCAAAGUAGCUACUUUUCCAACACGUAACAGACUCAUGUUCAAUAAUGUGUCAAGUUAGAAACAUUUUUACCACAUUGGCAUGCACUGGCUAUAUAAUGCUAAUAAUAGUUUUAUUUUUGACAGUAUGCAAAAUAUCCAAGAAUGAGACUUUUUUUACAUUUUGAUUGGAAUCAGAAACUAAGUGAAUGAAUUGGUGUCCAGAAAUGAAAUGUUAGUGGGUACCGAUGAUUGAAAUCUAUGAUUUUAGAGUAGACUACUGAACCCAGUGGGAAUUGUUAACUUGAUCAAUGUUGCAAUAAAAUGUAUUUAUUACAUCUUUUAAAAAUACGUAAGUAAAAUGUUUGACACCUUUUUAGGAAACCAUAUGUGUGUAUUAUGUUUGCAUUUAUUCAUGGGGUGUGUAUAGUGACAUAGUUCAACACUAACCAAAUGAGGCCCAAAUCAGAUUGUCUAGAUUUGUUUAUAAUGUGUUUCUAAUAAAUGUAUAUGAACUUUC